Molecule: messenger RNA, 795 nt
Organism: Pristis pectinata (smalltooth sawfish)
Lineage: Eukaryota; Metazoa; Chordata; Chondrichthyes; Rhinopristiformes; Pristidae
Product: microtubule-associated protein RP/EB family member 1-like
Exons: 2
Coding region: 1-795 (264 amino acids)
Biological process (GO): spindle assembly; regulation of microtubule polymerization or depolymerization; protein localization to microtubule plus-end
Cellular component (GO): microtubule organizing center; spindle midzone; cytoplasmic microtubule
Molecular function (GO): microtubule plus-end binding
Source: RefSeq, a predicted model, not a curated record
AUGGCUGUCAAUGUUUACUUAACAUCCUCAAGCAAUGAUAACCUGAGUCGACACAGCAUGCUGGCCUGGGUCAACGACUCUCUGCAGCUGGGCUAUACGAAGAUCGAGCAGCUGUGCUCAGGUGCAGCCUAUUGCCAGUUCAUGGACAUGCUCUUCCCUGGCUCCAUCGCACUGAAGAAGGUGAAGUUCCAGGCUAGACUGGAGCACGAGUACAUCCAGAACUUCAAGCUGCUUCAGGCGGCCUUCAAGAAGAUGGACGUGGACAAGGUCAUCGCGGUGGACAAGCUGACAAAGGGCAGAUUCCAGGACAACUUCGAGUUCCUGCAGUGGUUCAGGAAGUUCCAUGAGGCCAACUUCGACGGCAAGGCCUACGACCCGGUGGCCGCCCGCCAGGGGCAGGAGAUGUGUCCGCUGCCGGCCUCUCGCACCCCAGCCUUCCACCGGCCCAAGAAGACGGCCAGCACCCUGAGUGCGGCCACGGCGGGGGGGCAGUGUGCGGCGCCGAAGAGCACCGGAGGGGCAGCGGAGCGGACCAGCGCGGCAGGGAACGGCGACGCGCGCGUGAGGGAACUCGCCGAGCAGGUGAGGACCUUAAAGAGUGACCUGGUGGAGCUGGAGAAGGAACGGGACUUUUACUUUGGGAAGCUGAGGAACAUCGAGGUGAUCUGCCAGGAGAACCAACAGGCCGACAGCACGGUGAUCCAGCAGGUGGAGAAGGAGCUGUACUCCAGUGACGACACCUUCACCCCGCACGAGGCUGGGUGCCAACAGCCAGAGGAAGCAGAGGAAUAUUAA